CCCGCAUCUGAUCAACAAACCUUUUUUUCCCAAUACAAUCAUCAAACGAUCUAUGCUCACUCGGUCACUCAUCUCAUCCUCAACUUUACAUGGUCUUGUUCACACGCCAACAUGACCAUGACUCUCGACACGGCACAGCAGCGGUUUGGGCCUUCGUUGAACUAUGACUAUUCGGCACCUGCACAACCUCCCGCUUUCUCAAACCCAUGGUCCUCGACAUCGUCACCGCCUCAACCCGCCCCGCCGGGUGGCGGUCUCUUCGUCGGCAACCAUCAGGCUCUCAACCCCAAUAUGAUGGCUGGCAAGCCGCCGCAUAGCUGCCGCGCCAGCACCAGCAGUGCCUCGUCUAUUGCAUCGUACGGCUCAAUGCCUGUCGCCAACACUUCCGCAGAUCUCCUCAGCACCAGCCGCAUGCAAACUACAUCAGCCGCAUGCGGGGACGCGACGUACACAACGUCGGCUUCCCCAGUCAACGCCCAUUUCGCACCUACUUCUGUUGCCCCUUACGAGGCCAUGGGUUACGCCCCCGCCCCCGUUCGGCCACCACACUUCACACUCGCCCCUGAUGUAGACCAUGCCAGGCGGUUCUCUCAGCAUCUCCCACAUGAUGACCGAAGGAGCUUCGCGGAUGCUCUUGAUGCAAGCCACGGCAUGCUAGCCAUGAGCCAAGAAACGCCCAGGAACAUCUAUGGUGCCCGGAGCGACAGGUCUUCUGUGGAUUCAUACCGUUUUCCUUCCACGCACUCCACCAGUUCCUCCAUCUCCUCCACUGGUAACUUCAGCUCCCACUAUGGCGACUCGGUCUCCGAUUACUCAACUGCUGGUUCAGACAUCGAAUCCGUCAACUCGCGGGUCCUCCCUCGACCCCAGGGGUUGAUGGCUUCCCAGAUCCGCCCAGCCCCCCAGUCAAUAAUGGGACAGUUCAGUUCCAAAGUCUCCUCCAGCACCCAGAAGAAGCACAAGUGCAAGCUGUGCGACAAUCGAUUUGCUCGACCGAGUUCCCUGCAGACUCACAUGUACAGCCAUACUGGCGAGAAGCCCUUUGCUUGUGAGGUUGAGGGCUGUGGCCGACACUUUUCGAUCGUCUCCAACCUUCGACGACACAGGAAGGUUCACCGUGGCGAAGCCCGUUCGGAAGCUGGGUCUGAGGACCACCACUCUAACUAAUUGCUCACGCGACACGAUUAUAUUCAAAGUCGAUGAACGGCCCAGCUUCACGAUGCUGCUCCGGAGUCAUCAAAUUUAUUAUACUUUACGAACACACGCCCAAGUACAGCACUCGCUCAUCAUCACAAACGUUGGUGUCACGACGAAUCGCGGUUUAGCAACGGGUUCUUCGGACACCCUACUGGAUUUAUUCAAAGUGUUUUUUGUUUUAUCACCUGGAAAUAUUACUACAUCACGGCAAGCGCGGUAUAGAGAAACGGACCACAAAAGGCUGGCGGCGGAGGGGAUUCCGACUGGC
Messenger RNA from Ilyonectria robusta, 1465 nucleotides. RefSeq lists its product as uncharacterized. Gene Ontology annotation, cellular component: nucleus. Gene Ontology annotation, biological process: regulation of transcription by RNA polymerase II. Lineage: Eukaryota; Fungi; Ascomycota; Sordariomycetes; Hypocreales; Nectriaceae. The record is from RefSeq and is a predicted model, not a curated record. Bases 112 to 1167 code for a protein of 351 amino acids. Gene Ontology annotation, molecular function: RNA polymerase II cis-regulatory region sequence-specific DNA binding; DNA-binding transcription activator activity, RNA polymerase II-specific. The transcript is spliced from 4 exons.